This is a messenger RNA of Otolemur garnettii (small-eared galago), 940 nucleotides long. RefSeq names its product elongation factor 1 homolog (gene ELOF1). The coding region runs from base 80 to 331 and encodes 83 amino acids. Gene Ontology annotation, cellular component: transcription elongation factor complex. NCBI's taxonomy places the organism in Eukaryota, Metazoa, Chordata, Mammalia, Primates, Galagidae. The transcript has 4 exons. The record is from RefSeq and is a predicted model, not a curated record. Gene Ontology annotation, biological process: transcription elongation by RNA polymerase II. Gene Ontology annotation, molecular function: RNA polymerase II complex binding.
AAACCGGAUGUCAUUGUCUCCCGGGUGAACCGGCCUUUGCAACGAGGGAAGGCGAGUGCAGGUCCACGUACCUGUAGACAUGGGACGCAGAAAGUCAAAACGGAAGCCACCACCCAAGAAGAAGAUGACGGGGACCCUUGAGACCCAGUUUACCUGCCCCUUCUGCAACCAUGAGAAAUCUUGUGACGUGAAAAUGGACCGUGCCCGCAAUACUGGAGUCAUCUCUUGUACCGUGUGCCUAGAGGAAUUUCAGACGCCCAUCACAUAUCUGUCAGAACCCGUGGAUGUGUACAGCGAUUGGAUAGAUGCCUGCGAGGCGGCCAAUCAGUAGCAAUGCAGAAGGCCCACCCCCUGGGCAGCCCUGCCUGCCGUGGACCUACCCCCAGGGUUCCACACCAGAGACAUUCUAGGGGUUCAGGGUGUGGGUCCAGGGUUAUCACAGCCCUCCGUGUGUGUUGAUGGAGUGGAAGUUGGUGUGAGUUUGGGGGACUGCCUAUUAGCUGUGGGGGUGUGCUUAUGCUUGGGUGUUAAGGGGCUUCUGGGCCUGAGGGGCCUGAACUGGCCUCACUUGGCCCCAGAAGCCUCUGUCUUGCUCCCUUCUCUAGCCCCAGAUCCCCCCAGCUCCUGGGAGGAGCAGUUUCCUGACACUCUGGGCAAGGGAAGCCUGGGAGAGGCUAGAGCGGGACCAUUUGGGACUUCUCACCCACCUCACCAGCACCUCACCUGGACUUCCUGACCUUCCCCACCUUCAGAUGCCCAUGGCCUGGGAUUCAAAGCCACUGUCAACAAGGUCCCUUGACUGGGCCUUGUCAGGCAGCCAGCUCCCCUGUGCUAACUGGGAAGCCUAAUUUCAUGUCAGCUGCCUUUGUGGAGGGUCAGGUACAACUGUCAGUAACAGGCCCUUAAAUAAAGCAGCUGCCACAGAUCCUGGCCAUCAUGA